Messenger RNA from Cannabis sativa, 1055 nucleotides. RefSeq names its product probable phospholipase A2 homolog 1. Gene Ontology annotation, biological process: phospholipid metabolic process; arachidonate secretion; pollen development. The transcript has 4 exons. Gene Ontology annotation, molecular function: A2-type glycerophospholipase activity; calcium ion binding. Lineage: Eukaryota; Viridiplantae; Streptophyta; Magnoliopsida; Rosales; Cannabaceae. The coding region runs from base 130 to 567 and encodes 145 amino acids. The record is from RefSeq and is a predicted model, not a curated record.
AUCCAAGGAACUAAAAUGAACGACAUAAAAACUACAAGUGACGAAGCCGUGGGUGUAAUUUACAGAAAACUCCCUUCUGAGCUUCGUCUUCUUCGAGUCGAGUAAAGAGAACCAAAAAGCGAGCGAAAAAUGCAUGGCGUUCGUCUCAGUAUCGUUUCUGGAUUCACUAUCGUCUUCAUUUUCAUCUUCCUUACCGUAGGAGCUCGGUGUUCCAACAAUGAUUCCGAGGUUAGAUGCAGCAAAAUCUGCGUUGCAGAGAAUUGUAAUUCUGUUGGGAUUCGAUACGGGAAGUUCUGCGGAGUAGGGUGGACUGGCUGCCCUGGUGAGAAGCCAUGCGAUGAUCUUGAUGCUUGUUGUAAGAUUCACGAUGAAUGUGUCACCAAAAAAGGUUUGACAAAUAUUAAAUGUCAUGAAAAGUUCAAGAGCUGCAUUAAGAAAGUACACAAGUCUGGAAAGGUUGGAUUUUCUCGGGACUGCCCUUACGAGACAGCAGUGCCUACUAUGGUACAGGGUAUGGAUUUUGCCAUUAUGCUCAGUCAAUUUGAUAAUUCCAGGGCUGAACUGUGAUUAAGCAUUAGAAAAGGUAGCAAAAACUUAACCCCAUUGAAUUUGAAUCAGCUCAAAUGGACAAGUGGAUUGAAAAAUGAAAAGGAAAUGGAGACAGUUUGGAAAGUGUCAUUUAACUGAAAUGAAAAUUGCAAGUGAAGGCAGGAUUUGAUGACCCCAUUUAAUUUUGUAUCUUUUUUUUCUAAUAUUGAUAGAAACCUUAUACCUUACCCAAAAUAUAAAAUAAGAGAAUCGAAUUUGUAUAAUGUUUCUAGUUGUCCCAUAAUUUAUUAGGAAUAUAUGAUGAAACGUUUUCACAUAAUGACAUAAAAUAUAUUCAUUUCUGAGUCACACUCAAUAAAAGAAUUAAAAAUGUGACAGUACUUUCAUUACUGUGAUGGAAAAUUCACAUUUUGUAUCUUUAUUGUUGUGCCUUACGUGUAUUCAUGGAGUUUCUUUCUUUGAAUAAUAAUGUACAUAUUUCUUUUCGUAUGUACUAAGACAUACCC